CACGAAAAUCAGUGAAUGAAUAAUGGGGAAAGAAGACGAUAAUCCGUCAACUCCAUUGGCUUCAAAACCAAACUCAAACCCUAGUAGUAAUAAAGACCAGUCUCCAGCCUCAGAGUCAUGUUCUUCACUUCCACAACACUGUAACGGCAAUGCUAAUAACAACAACAAUUCUACAUUGGUGAGAAAUCCGCAAAGCCCUGAAGAAUUUAUACUAUCAGUGGCUUCAAAAAUAGCGUCUCAGGCAUUGCAGUACUCUGAUCCUGAUGUUUGGGGCGUCUUAACUGCUAUUUCCGAUAAAGCCCGCAAGCGUCUUCAGGGAAUGAACAUGCUUCUCACAUCUGAAGAACACCGCAUUGGUCGGUUGGUAGAUGAUGCCCGUUUCCAGAUUUUGUCUCCUGCUGUUAGUGCUCAUCAUUGCAAGAUCUACAGGAAGAAGGUUAUCAGCGAAGAUGUGGAGUGUUCCGCCAACAGUUGCACUGCAGUCUUUCUGAAAGAUACAAGCACAAAUGGGACAUAUCUAAAUUGGGAAAAGUUGAACAAAAGUAGCCCAGAAGCCAGAUUACGUCAUGGUGACAUUAUCUCAAUUGCGUUUGCUCCACAACACGAACUUUCGUAUGCCUUUGUGUUCCGAGAAGUUCUCGUAUCUGUUUCUUCAGCUGAUGCAGCUGUUCUAAAAAGAAAAGCAGAUGAGUUCGGUUCAGAAAGCAAGAGACUCAAGGGAAUUGGAAUUGGCACUUCUGAAGGUCCCAUUUCUCUGGAUGACUUCCGUAGCCUGCAGCGGUCAAACACGGAACUGCGGAAGCAACUGGAAAGUCAUGUUGCAACUAUCGAUUCCUUGCGCAAUGAGAAUCGUGCUGGUUUGGACCGUCGUGAGAUGGAAAUGAAAGAAUUGAGGGAAUCUGUUUCUACUUCAUACCUUGAACAACUCAAAGAUUUGCAGCAGUCUUUGGAAACCAAAGGAAAAGAGUUAGUUGAAUCAAAUAGAAUAUGUACAGAGCAGACUCAUGCUUUGGAAGACCUUAAUGAAAGACUUAGCGCAUCUGAGCAAUCAUGUGUCGAAGCCAAUGAAAUAAUAAGCAGCCAGAAAGCAUCAAUUUCGGAACUGAAAGCUUUGCUAGAUGAGGAGCGUGAACAGAGGAAAGAAGAACGUGAAAAGGCUGCUUUGGAUCUGAAAACCUCUAUACAGAGAGUGCAGGCUGAAGCCCAGGAGGAAAUGAAACGGCUCUCAGAAUCUGCUAUUAGACGAGAAAAAGAACAGCAAGAAAUUAUUAAUAAGCUUCAGGACUCAGAGAAGGAAAGAUGUUCGCUGGUGGAAACCUUGAGAUCUAAGUUGGAAGACGCCAGGCAGAAAUUGGUUAUUUCUGAUAACAAAGUUCGUCAGCUUGAAGCUCAAAUUCGUGAGGAGCAAUUAUCUUCUACCAGUCGGAAAAAAAGAAUAGAGGAACUUGAGCAUGAGAGGAAAAUGUUGAAGGAAGAGCUUGAGAGUGAAAAGCAGGCAGCUCGGGAAGAGGCGUGGGCCAAGGUUUCUGCCCUUGAACUAGAGAUCAGUGCCGCAAUGCGUGAUCUUGAUUUUGAGAGGCGCAGACUGAAAGGUGCUAGAGAAAGAAUUAUGCUACGAGAAACACAACUUCGGGCUUUCUAUUCCACUACCGAGGAAAUCUCAGUUUUGUUUGCAAAGCAACAGGAGCAAUUAAAGGCAAUGCAAAGGACAUUAGAGGAUGAAGAGAACACCUCUGUGGAUAUUGACCUUAAUCCAUACGAUGGGAAUGUGAAUGGAUCCCUAGCAAGAGAGAGAGUAGGCGAUGGAAGCCACAAUGUUGCUAAGGCGGGCUGCAGUACUUCCAACACGAGGCGCGUCAGGGAAUUAUUUGAGUUAUCAAGUGAUGAGGCAAGUGCCACAGAGAAGCAUGAUUGCAAUAACAGAAGUGAAGGAGGGCAAGACACACAAGAGGUGGAAUUUGCUGGUGCUGAAUGUACAGUGAAGGGUGGAUUUGGCUCUGAAGUCGAUGGCGUUGAGACAGCACCCUUGGAGGGAGAUGCUGUGGGAACUGAGCUAGUACCCGAAAGUGAUACUGCUGGUGUAGCAGCCAAUAUGGAGGGUGACCUAGUUGGAACAGAACACGUGCAAGAGACUGAGAGCUUGGGAAUCAAUGGUGAAAGGAAUAUAGAUUUAAACUUCUGUGCUUUAGCUGGGAACACAAUGCAGCUGGAUGAUGGAACUACUGGGAAAGAAGCUCAGGAGCAGAACCCUGCAAUUGCUCAUGAGAGUAUGCCUCCUUCCCCAGCAAAUAAUCUCGCUGAUGGUGAAAAUGUGAUUGAAGAUACUGAAGCUGAGGGAACCAUUAGGACAGCUGAUCUUUUAGCCUCAGAGGUUGCUGGCAGCUGGGCGUGCAGUACCGCUCCUUCUGUCCAUGGUGAGAAUGAUACUCCUAUGAGUAAAGACAACGAUGCAUGCCCUGCAGCUUUACACGAUUCAGGCGCUCAAGUGGGUGAAAGUCAAUGUGCUACAUCUACUUCCAAAGCUUCUUCUAGAUGGGAUCAUGAUCGUAAAGCACUAAGUGAGAUGAUUGGAAUUGUUGCUCCUGAUUUGAAGGAGCAAUUCAGUCAUGCAGUUGGUAGUGACUGUGAUCAAGGAGGAAAUGAGGGAGACGCUUCUGAUUCUGCUACAGAAAGUUGCACCGAUGAUGAGGAUAACAUAAUGAAUACUGAAGCUACAUCUGAUGCAGAGGCAGUUGACAGUGAGAAAGUGAAUGAGGAUGUGAUGGACGAAGAUGAUGAAGCCACCCAAGAAGAUUCUGUUGGAUAGCAGGCACACUUAUGGAUUGAAUUGGGUGUUAUCUUUGAUUUUUUUUAAGGAUAAGUUCGGGAUUUACAAGUGCAAAUGUGACUAUGGGUCAUGAAGCCACACUCCAAGCUUUCGUAAACAGGAGGGAGGGAGGCUCGUGCUUUGAUGUCUGAUUUAAACUUGGCAUUUCGGACAGCUUGGGUCAUGUACAGAAGGUAGCCCGGCAGUGUAUGUCUAAUUUUUCUGUAAGUUUCAAUUCACUUUAGCAGUUUGUAACCAGUUUCACAUUUGUAUAUUUUUAGAAAACUGCCCUAGAACUAUAAAUCUUGGUUAGGCUUAGGUCAAUGUGCAUUAGGUGCUGAUUGUCUGCUUGGCAUCUCUCAAGUAAAUUAUCAAGAAUGUAGACCGUCUUAUUCUUUUUCUUCAUAGUUUUUUGUAUUUAUGUUUUAUCCAAAGUACACAAGGACUUGCUGGUAAUUUAUUCACACUUCGGUAACAAGCC
Messenger RNA from Lycium ferocissimum, 3287 nucleotides. RefSeq lists its product as uncharacterized. The record is from RefSeq and is a predicted model, not a curated record. NCBI's taxonomy places the organism in Eukaryota, Viridiplantae, Streptophyta, Magnoliopsida, Solanales, Solanaceae. Gene Ontology annotation, molecular function: protein binding. Bases 23 to 2806 code for a protein of 927 amino acids. The transcript has 13 exons.